AUUAAUGACUUUUUUAUUUACUUAGUUGAACCUCGUCUUUACCGGAAAACAGGAACCUAAACAGAUCAUCAUAGCGACGAAACAUUGGCCUUCGAUAUAUCGUUUUCUAGAUUUACGGAGUGUUUCUCUGGAUAUUCGAUCAGUGAGAGGUGAAGAUGAUUCUUUCAAAUUUUCUAAUACUCACCUGAAUAUCCAAGAUUGCGAUUGAUUUUCUUUGGUAUCUUAUCAUUUUUAUUCUAAUUCUGAAUUCUACAUAGGAUUGUAUUUAUCAUCCAGUAUAAAUACUCGCCUGUCGUUGAAGCUGAUUAAAAGUGUUAUGGUCAAGUUCCCUAACUGUACAAACCUGUGCAUUCAUCUCAUGAAAAAGAUUUUAAUAACUAAUGAGGAUUUGAUCGAGAUAAUCAAAAUGUUGCCCAAUUUAACUCUCUUUGUUUUGGUGAUAAGCAAUUGGGGAGACACAAAUACUAUUGAGACAAGCGUUAAAUUCUAUCAAUCGCCAGGUCGUCGAAUAUCCUUUUACUUGCUUCGCGAUGAUCGAAUACGGAAUCGCACGACCAGAACUGGAUCAUAUACACGAUAUGCAUUGAACGAAGAUGUUGCGGAUCAUUUGAAGACCGACAACAAUUUCGUUCGGAGCUUUUUUCGUUGUGAAAAAAAAACCAAUUUUUCUUCAAACAAUUGGUUGUCCAACAUUCGGUUUUUCUUAUCAAUUGUAACUACAAGUUAAAGUUAUCAUUCAUCUCGAUAAUAAUCUAGUAUAUAAUAGUUUUCUACUUUGAUAUUAGUUCAAUCCAGUCAUCUCUCUCUCUCUCUCAUGCUACCACCUUUUUGAUUGUCAAGACAAUUUGAUACUUCAGUUUCUAAUUGUUAUGUGUGCAUUGUUGUUCAUUUAUUGAUUCAAUUUUUCUUCUAACAAAAGGAAAAAGUCUUAUUUAAUCUCUUAUCGGUUGUCAAAUAAGAUUAACCAUGGACAAUUAAAUACAAGUACUUUGGGGGUCUGUUGAUAGCAAAUCAGUUUUGGGGCUCAAUCAUUUUGCUUUCCUUCUGGAAAACUCCAAUUGAACUUAAUUAGUAUAGAAAUUGUAACUUGUUGAAUAUUCUCAUUCUGGAUUUCAUUCAUUUUCACAAACUAAUUACCUUUGUGACAAUGGAAUUGCGCGAUUUACCUUACGAUUGUUUAUCGUAUAUAAUUGAUUGUAUUCCUGACCUUAAAUCGCUUUUGGAUAUGUCAAAAGUUUGUAAACAAUGGAACAUUUUGGCGAAACGAAGACUGAAUAAAAUUCAACAUUUACAUGCAAUGGCCAAAGUUGAGCUCGAUAUCUAUUCUGACCUUGCAGCAUCUCCCAAUCAUAUUUACACGAAUGAUGUUGGAUUGAUGGAGAGAGUAAAUGUCUCGAAAAUGUUUCCAAAUCUCAAGUUUUUCACUAAAAGUGAUAUGCUUUAUACCCAAUGUACCUGCAAGAUGAUGGUCAAUGUUUUGUCAACUUCGAAACCAUUAAUUGGGCUCAUUUGUAAAGAGCCAUGUCUUAGUUCAAAUUCUCUAACCAGUUUGUGCUGCUUCGAUAUCGAUGAUAUUGUUAAACAUUGUGGUAGCCUCGAGUACCUGGAUUCCCAUGAUGAACAUUUUCUUGAAAGUUAUUUCGUAAAAUAUAAAUUCGGCAGAAAUUUGAAAUAUUUUGAAGGUUAUGUCGUAGGUUACGAAGAUGCUGAAGAGGAUACAGAUUUUGAUUUUUUGUUUGAAGGAGUCUCUAUACUUUGUUCCUACUUUCAGCAAAUGCCAAAUCUUGAAGUUCUGCAUCUGAAAGACCCACCGAUUGAACCUCGUCUUUGGCCUUUACCUAAAAACAUGAACCUAAAACAGAUCGAUUUUGACAUCAUAUCGACAAAAACAUUGGCCUUCGAGUUCUUAUCUCGUUUUCCCGAUUUACGGAGUGUUUCUCUUGAUAUUCGAUCAGUGGAAGAUAAAGAUGAUGUUUUCAAAGUUUCCGAUGCUCAUCAACAUAUCCAAGAUUGCGCUCUACAUAUUGGAGGAACAUAUCAAAGCUCACCUGUCAGACCGUCGAAGCUGAUUAAAAGUGUUAUGGUCAAGUUCCCUAAUUGUACAAACCUGUGCAUUCAUCUCAUGAAAAAGAUUUUAAUAACUAAUGAGGAUUUGAUCGAGAUAAUCAAAAUGUUGCCCAAUUUAACUCUCUUUGUUUUGGUGAUAAGCAAUUGGGGAGAUGCAAAUACUAUCGAGACAAUCGAUAAAUUCUGUCAAUCGUCAGGUCGUCGAAUAUCCUUUUACUUGCUUCGCGAUGAUCGAAUAUGGAAUAGCACGACCAGAACUGGAUCAUAUACACGAUAUGCAUUGAACGAAGAUGUUGCGAAUCAUUUGAAGAAUGACAACAAAUUCAUUCGGAGCUUUUUUCGUUGUGAAAAAAACAUUCAACUUUUCUUCGAAGAACUGAUUUUUCAGGAUUUUGUUUCCUCAUGCAAGUGAAAAUAAUCAAGCAUUCCAAUAAUAAUCGUGUAUAUUAUUAUAAUAGUUUUCGAUCUUGAUGUUAGCUUAAUCCAGCCAUCUCUUUAUCUUGUUGCUAUUAACUUUUAGACUAUCAAGACAAUAUGAUAAUUUUUUGAUUGUCAAUUGUUUGUUUACUAUUUACUUGAGUCAAUAAAUGAUCCAAGUCAUUAAUUCAAACAGUAAAUGUUUUAUAAAUAAAAUCGUUUAAUUAUUAGUUCAAGAGAAUCAAAAAAUAUCAGCUAAUAAUUUUAGCUGAAAAACUGAGCUUCAAAGUUUCGUUGUAUUUUAUGCAAUCCGAUCCAUUAAUCGCUAAUUAUAAAUCGUCAA
Messenger RNA from Panonychus citri (citrus red mite), 2827 nucleotides. RefSeq lists its product as uncharacterized. Gene Ontology annotation, molecular function: protein binding. The transcript is spliced from 6 exons. The record is from RefSeq and is a predicted model, not a curated record. Lineage: Eukaryota; Metazoa; Arthropoda; Arachnida; Trombidiformes; Tetranychidae. Bases 1148 to 2479 code for a protein of 443 amino acids.